Messenger RNA from Arachis duranensis, 474 nucleotides. RefSeq lists its product as uncharacterized. The coding region runs from base 1 to 474 and encodes 157 amino acids. NCBI's taxonomy places the organism in Eukaryota, Viridiplantae, Streptophyta, Magnoliopsida, Fabales, Fabaceae. The record is from RefSeq and is a predicted model, not a curated record. The transcript has a single exon.
AUGGAUGGAGCGGACAAUGUUGAAAUUCCAGAUGACAUCCUCAUAAAGGAGUGGGAUGAUCCCAUAGUUGCUAUUUGUAGAGAAAUUUACCUAGAAAUGAUGAGCAGAAUGAACUGUGACAUGCAAGUUGAAGAUCGGGCUAUUCUCGCACCCACAUUGGAGUUGGUUGAUGAAAUCAAUAGGUACAUGAAGAGUUUAAACCCAACCAAAGCACAAACAUAUUUCAGCAGUGAGAAAGCAUGCCCUAUGGAGAACAAUAAUGACAUAUUAGCUUCUGUCUAUACUCUUGAACUCCUAAACACAAUUAGGUGCUCUAGGGUGCCAAACCACGACUUAACACUUAAUGUAGGUACUCCCGUCAUGUUACUUCGAAACAUCGAUCACUCUGCAGGUUUGUACAAUGAAACCCGGAUGGUUCUCACAAAGCAUGGAAAACACAUAUUAGAAGCAAAAAGCAUCUCGGAAAAAAUGUAG